UUCAAUUCCUCCAUUGGACAGAAGAUCUCUUUGAUCCUGAAAUUGGCCGUUUGACUGUUAGGCGUGGCCAACACUAAUCUCAUCUCAGACGCCAUUGACGAGAUGCUUUCAGAGUGAAGUUUUGUACUUUCACACUUGGACUUUACAUAUUCUCACAAAUCUCCUUUGGGAGGGAAGGAAUAUGAUAAACCCUAAUUUCAAGCAAAUCCUCCGUCUUUUACACUGACGAGAAAAUUCCAGUUUCACUCCCACAAAGGAAAAAAAAAUGGCGAACGAGGAAGGCGAUGCUCUGUUUCUUGAUAUACUCCAAGAAGCUCCACUAUACCGUCAUCGAAAAUCUAGAAGUCUUGUUGGAAGUUAUGUUUACCUUAUUAUAUUGGCCGGUUAUGCUACUUUGGCGGCUGGAGCUCCAUGGAUUCUUCAGCCUGUGCAAUCUCUUAUUCCAUCGUUGCUUUGCAGCUCCAAUGUUGCUCUAUUGAUGCUUACAGGCAUUUUUCAGAAAUAUUUUGUGAGUCAGGUCCAGAAGAUACGCUUGCAGGGUUAUUACAGUUUCAGUCAGAAGUUGAAGCAUGUGGUCCGUCUGCCAUUUGCCAUUAUGGCAUACGGAAAUGCAUGUAUGCUACUUGUCAUGGUGUGGAAACCCAGUAUCAGUCUUAUUCCCAUUUUAACUGUACAGAGGUUCAUAAUGUCAGCUGAAGCAAUUUGUGCUGCAUCCUUUAUGGUUGUAUAUAUUGGUUAUGUUCAUCAGUACAAUUCGGUGAACUCUCAGCCCGAUGUCUUAAAUUCAUUGUAUUCCCCCCUUCAACCAUCUGCUUUGGAAGGUGUGAGAUAUCAUGAAGCUGGUCGUCUCUCUGAUCAGCAGAUGGCUCUAUUGCAAUAUCAGCGAGAGAAUCUUCAUUUUCUCAGUGAAGAGAUUCUGAGGUUGCAAGAAUGCUUGAGCAAAUGCGAACCGUCCAGUAGCGGUACCACACCUCAGGUUGAUCUAGCACAUCUUGUGGCUGCUCGUGAUCAGGAGUUCCGUACUCUUUCUGCUGAGAUGGAUCAACUCCAUUCUGAGCUCACUCUCGCAAGAUCACUGAUUGCUGAGAGAGACAGAGAGAUACAGCAUGUUCGCCACACCAAUAACCAGUAUGUUGCAGAGAACGAAAGGUUAAGAGCUAUUCUCGGAGAAUGGAGCAUGCGAGCUGCAAAGCUUGAACGAGCUCUGGAGGCCGAGCGGAUAUCGAGUCUUGAAUUACAGAAGAAGGUUUCUGCACUCAGAAAUCAAUCUUCAUGAAAGAAGCUGGCAGUGAAUAUAUAUAUAUGGUGAAAAAAGAUACAGUAGUAAUCAUCGUAUCUUGUAACUGCAAAUGGUUGUGGACAAACUGCGACACUGUUUUUGGGAGAUGUUCAAUGGGUUUUUCUGUACACACGGAUUAUGAUAACGAGGAAAAGCAAUAUGCGUCCA
This is a messenger RNA of Tarenaya hassleriana, 1447 nucleotides long. RefSeq lists its product as uncharacterized. Lineage: Eukaryota; Viridiplantae; Streptophyta; Magnoliopsida; Brassicales; Cleomaceae. The transcript has 14 exons. Gene Ontology annotation, cellular component: late endosome; lysosomal membrane. The record is from RefSeq and is a predicted model, not a curated record. The coding region runs from base 266 to 1276 and encodes 336 amino acids.